CAUUUCUCACCCCUUCAUCCUUUUCUCCGUCCUUAACCCCCGCGUCUCUUUUUAUAUUAUAUAAACCUUUUCAAAUCCGUCACUUCUCAUUCUUUUCUUCACUCAUUUCCUAGAUUUAAGCAGCUAUAAACAAUUGCUUUUUUCCAUUUUUUGGAUUUUCAUUUCCCAAUUCUGACCUUCAACGCUCGGGAAUUUAAUUAAUCACGCUCCAACUAUUCUUUCCUAGAUUGAAGCUGGCCCAAAAAUCUGGCGUUUCCAAUUUCCUAGGAUUUAUUACUCCGUCAAAUUUUCUCUUCAAUUUAUUUAAUUUAAAAACUCUUGUGUUUGUGUAAACUCUGAGAAUGUUUUAUUGAAAUAAUCAUUUGGAGUAGAAGAGAUGACGAUCGUUUCAUUACCAGGAAGUUCAGGGUACUUGGAUGUUAGUAAUAGGAAAGUAGUGUCUUACUUCAGCAAUCCUUAUGUCUUGGGUUUGACUUUCGUUGCCGGUAUUGGAGGUCUCCUCUUCGGCUACGACACAGGAGUAAUAUCUGGUGCACUUUUGUACAUUAAGGAUGAAUUUCCCGAAGUCAAUCAAAGCAGUUUCCUACAGGAAACUAUUGUCAGUAUGGCAUUGGUUGGGGCUAUGAUUGGAGCUGCUGCUGGGGGCUGGAUUAAUGACUCUUAUGGACGCAAGAGAGCUACUCUAUCUGCUGAUGUUGUUUUCAUCCUAGGAUCUUUGGUAAUGGCAGCAGCUCUGGAUCCAUACAUUCUUAUACUUGGACGACUUUUAGUAGGUCUGGGUGUUGGGGUUGCUUCUGUUACUGCUCCUGUGUACAUCGCUGAAGCAUCUCCGUCAGAAAUUCGCGGGGGGCUUGUGAGCACAAAUGUAUUAAUGAUUACGGGCGGACAAUUUCUUUCCUACCUUGUGAAUCUUGCUUUUACAGAGAUUCCAGGGACUUGGAGAUGGAUGCUUGGAGUGGCGGGAGUGCCUGCUGCUAUUCAAUUCGUCCUCAUGCUGUUUUUACCUGAGUCUCCACGAUGGCUUUACAUGAAGAAGGAUAAAGCUGAAGCUGUCGCUGUUCUAGCUAAGAUUUAUGAUCCUUAUCGGUUGGAGGAGGAGAUUGAUCAGCUUGCUACUGCAUUAGAGGAAGAACGCCUUAGAAAGCAGGCUGUCAGUUACCUGGAUGUAUUUAGGAAGAAGGAGAUCAGACUUGCAUUCUUUGCAGGAGCUGGGCUGCAGGCAUUUCAGCAGUUUGCAGGCAUCAACACCGUUAUGUACUACAGUCCAACAAUUGUGCAGAUGGCUGGCUUCAAAUCUAAUCAAUUAGCGUUGCUGCUGUCUCUCAUUGUCGCUUUAACGAAUGCCAUGGGUACUAUAGUGGGAAUUUACCUCAUUGAUCACUUUGGACGCAAAAAGUUGGCUUUGACAAGCUUAUCCGGUGUGAUUGUGUCCUUAAUUCUCCUUGCUGUAGCAUUCAUCCUAGAGUCUUCUACUUCCAAUUCAAUCAAUGUCGGGGCAUAUGGCUGGAUUGCUGUAAUAGGUUUGGCCCUCUAUAUUGCUUUCUUUGCACCUGGUAUGGGUCCUGUGCCAUGGACAGUGAACUCUGAAAUAUACCCAGAGUCCUAUAGAGGAAUGUGUGGUGGUAUGUCUGCUACUGUCAACUGGAUAUCCAAUCUUAUAGUGGCACAGAGUUUCCUCUCCUUAGCCGAGGCUGUGGGCGCGGGUGCUACUUUCUUGAUACUAGCUGGUAUAGCAGUGAUGGCAUUUGUCUUUGUCGUCGUGUUCGUGCCAGAGACCAAGGGCUUGUCAUUUGAGGAAAUGGAGAGGAUAUGGAAGGAGAAAGCUUGGGGCAGUGGAUCUGGCAAAGACGCACUUCUUGAGGCAAGAAGCUGAUUAGAGUCUUUCAGCGACUUCAUGAUCAGUUGGUGCAGUGUAGCAGUUUGUGAAUUAUAUUAAAUAUAUAUUUUGGUAAUGUCAAUGUAACGUGGACAAGGGGCCUUGCAACUGCGUUAUUAAAGCUUUGGUUGCAAGCUCCAAUCCCUGUGACAGGGAGGAAUGUCCUCCAGUACUAUUGGGCUUUUAUCUUUUGGAAGUGUCAGUUCAGGAAAUAUGUGGAGAGUUGUGUUGGUUAUGAGACCAGAGAAUUCCAGUUAAUUGUUUCCCUUUUUGUAUAGUAAAGAUCUUCAAGUAGAGCAUCGGAACGUUUUUGGUCUGAGCUUUUUAAGCUGGUCUUUCUCUUUUUAAUUA
This is a messenger RNA of Nicotiana attenuata, 2227 nucleotides long. RefSeq names its product inositol transporter 1. Gene Ontology annotation, cellular component: membrane. NCBI's taxonomy places the organism in Eukaryota, Viridiplantae, Streptophyta, Magnoliopsida, Solanales, Solanaceae. The record is from RefSeq and is a predicted model, not a curated record. Gene Ontology annotation, biological process: transmembrane transport. Gene Ontology annotation, molecular function: myo-inositol:proton symporter activity. The transcript is spliced from 6 exons. The coding region runs from base 377 to 1873 and encodes 498 amino acids.